UGUGUGUGUGUGUGUGUGUGUGUGUGUGUGUGUGUGUGUGUGUGUGUGUGUGUGUGUGUGUGUGUGUGUGUCUGAAGAAGAAAGAGAGUGAAACGGCGAAAGAAACCAUCGGAGAAUCCCAUUAAUCUCGACUGAAACACGCAACUAAAGGAGCGGAAACCUCAAGUCAUACCACGUCCGUCUAUCCACUCGGAAUGAUCACUUUUCCGUCGCAACACAAUCAUUUUCUUUCGCGAGAAGCGAGUGGAAUGUGAAUACAAGGAUUAUACGGAGAUCCAUUCAUGUGCUCAGCGUCAUUAAACUGCUGCAGAGGGUUUGUUAGAGGGGAAAAACGAGUUGAGCUGCACAAAAGGUCUGUUUCGGAGACUACAUGCGAAAAGCUUUUUUGUUUUUGAAUAUUGCGCAUUUCGCGUUGUUCAACAGUAAGCCGAUUAAUAAAGUUUCGCAUGCUGACGGGGAAUGUUUGCAAACUUGAUGCACUGCUUCUUACAUAGUGCAUUAUUGCCAUUGCAGUCAUCAGUGUUGAUACAUUGUAGCCCCGGAGUCUAAUGUUGGGCUUUGCUCAGGCUCUGCGCCUCUGUGCAUGUAAGCACAGAUCAUUGAUGUCGGACAGAGAGCGCAGGAGGGUUCGGAGUCUCCACGGGUCUGACCAAACAUAGGGAAAAAACGGAUGAAAACUGCUUAAACUGUCGUAUGUUCAGGACGAGACGCACGGGUCUGGUUCGGCGACUUUGGAGAAGCCGUUUGCUUACCGCAGGUAAAGAGUGGGGCGAUGGAGGUCCGGACGACUGGAGUGACAGCAACCCGGAGAAAAUCCCCAGAACGGAAUACACACCGGGAACCACUGGGGCCUUUUGCAGCAGACUUGUAGAGAAAAAUGGGGAGCCGGGGGUACUUGUUGACCAUGAGCGGCGUGGAAUCCCCCUGAGCGAGGGCAGGACGGUGACAUGCUGUUUGUUUAAAGACUUCCCUAGCGGUAACAGACGUACUUGUCGUGUGGACCAUAGAAACCACAACAACUGUGCCAAGGAACGGAAAAGUGGUGCCGUGACCGAGCAAGAGCUGAAGAAGUGCACUUAUGCGUUUCUGAAAAGGUUGAAAGAGAAAUCUCUGGAUGUUUUACUGGAGGCAGUGGAGUCUCAAGGUGGGAUGCCGAGUGGAUGUGUUCUGGCAUCACAGACUGAGGUGCGGGUUGGAGGUCAGCUGGUGUCUCCACAGUACCUGCUGUGUAGGCUGUUCCGCUGGCCCGACCUGCGGCUCUCCUCUCUGCUCAAACCACUCUGUCAUUGUCAGAGCUUCAAAGCAGAAGAGAACCAGACACUCAGCUGCUGCAACCCCUAUCAUUACAGUCGCCUCUGUGGACCAGUUAAGGAUGACACGCCGCCUCCUCCUUACUCCCAUCUCUCUCCCUUAUCAGAAAACAAGCCGCUGAACUCUUCCUUCCUGAUACUGCCUUACACAGAAACUGAGGCCACAUGUUCACUCAGUGGCAUGUCGCAGGACUAUUUAGAUGCGAAUAUGUCUCCCUCCUCCCUGGCACAGAAUCACUGGUGUAACGUGGCAUACUGGGAGCUUCGCACACGCGUGGGCCGUCUGUACCCAGUGCACGAUGCCUCGCUUAGCAUCUUCUUUGACCUACCUCAGGGUACAGGCUUAUGCUUGGGCCUGCUCCCGCUCUCUCCUCGCUCCACCUCCGUCCAGCGCACCCGUGGCAAGAUCGGACACGGCAUCCUCCUCAGCAAAGAGCCAGAUGGAGUUUGGGCCUACAAUCGUAGUCAGCACCCUAUUUUUGUGAAUUCACCUACUCUGGAGCAUCAGCCCUACCUGAGUUUGACUGUGAGGAGAGUCAUGCCAGGCUACUCCAUUAAGGUUUUUGACUAUGAGAAGUCAUGCCAAAUUCAACAUCCCAGGGAUUUGGCACACCUUGAAGGGCCAUAUGACCCAAACAGUGUGAGGAUCAGUUUUGCCAAGGGCUGGGGACCAUGCUACUCAAGACAGUUUAUUACAUCAUGUCCGUGCUGGUUGGAGAUUUUGCUCAACAAACACAGAUAGCAUACACACACACACAAACAAAUGCAAACACAUACUUUACUCUUACCACAUCCUGCACACACUCACUACAUACACUCACAACCCCAAAUGUAAUCUAUCUAAAUUUAAUAUAAACUUUUAUAUAAACGUAUUAUAUGGAAUACUUGUAAAUACUGAGUCAUUUUUACAGCAUAAUUAUUUAUGUAUGGUGCAAUGUGUUUAUGGAUGGACAGAGGAAAUAAAAACAAAGGAAAUGCA
Messenger RNA from Myxocyprinus asiaticus (Chinese sucker), 2289 nucleotides. Its product is annotated as mothers against decapentaplegic homolog 6-like. Bases 694 to 2052 code for a protein of 452 amino acids. Lineage: Eukaryota; Metazoa; Chordata; Actinopteri; Cypriniformes; Catostomidae. The record is from RefSeq and is a predicted model, not a curated record. The transcript is spliced from 4 exons. Gene Ontology annotation, cellular component: heteromeric SMAD protein complex. Gene Ontology annotation, biological process: transforming growth factor beta receptor signaling pathway; cell differentiation; BMP signaling pathway. Gene Ontology annotation, molecular function: I-SMAD binding; transcription regulator inhibitor activity.